UUCUCAUUGCUUCUCUCAAACUUUCUCCUACCUUCUUCCUCGUCUCUUAGACAGCCAUCAAUUACCCCUGUUCACGUUUUCUUCUACCAUUUCCAACAACCACUACUCCAUCUAUCCUUCUCCUCAAUCAUGCCUCGCAGCUUUUGAAGCUCUCUCUCUAAAAGUUUUUUUUUUCCUUGUUCGUGCUUGUCCUUGUUCAUCAUUCUCUUUUUACCCGUGCUAAUCAUUCCUUUUGGCCGAUUUAUUACCAAGUACCAACCAGACAUGUACAUGUUGGAGAAGACACUCGGGGAACCCGCAUUUCCUAACCACCCCAAAAACCCCUCCUUCUCUUCCACUCUGCUCGACAAGAUUUACCGUUCCAUCGAAGAAGGCGAGAGGGAGUCCCGCGAAAUGAAGUUUCACAGAGAAACAAUGGCGAAGAAACACAGCAGAAGCACUGAGAAAUGUAACAGAACCGUGGAGAAGGAGGAAAUAGCCAAGGCUAAUCUUCGCCGAGCUUGUUUGGUAGAGAAAUGGAGCGAAAAGGUCGAUGCCAAGAGGACGCACCAGCGGAGUCAUCAUCACCUGGACACAAAACUACAUCUUGAUCAUCAUGAUCACGACCAUGAUGUUCUGUUUUUCAGUUCCACUUCUAGUUCUUCUGAUUCCAGUACUGGAGGUUUCUCUUCAUCUGACACAGAGUCCAUGUACGGAGUGAGAUCGCAGGCCUCGUGUUUCGCGCCUCCGAGGCCCAAGCCAGUGAAGACCAGUGUGUCCGUCAGGUCUGAUAGGUCAGAGAAGAAAGAUAGAGGACAAAAACAGAGAGAAAUGCGUGCUUACGACGUUCAUGAGGAAGGAUUAAUAAAGAGUAAAUCCAGGGCUCUAAAGAUUUACGAGAAUAUUAAGAAGGCGAAGCAACCAAUUUCUCCAGGGGGAAAGCUCACGAAUUUUCUCAACGCUCUGUUUACACCAGGGAAUACAAAGAAAAGCAAGAGCUCGAGUACAUGCUCUGUUGGAGGGUGCGAAGACGUAAACGCAGAGAGGAAAUCGAAGUCGGGUCAAGCUUCGACAUGUUCGUCAGCGUCUUCAUUUUCACGGUCUUGCUUGAGCAAAACCUCGCCUUCUCUUCGUAAAGAUGUGAAGAGAUCCGUGCGUUUUUACCCAGUAAGCGUGAUCGUCGAUGAAGACAGUCGACCUUGUGGGCAUAAAUGCUUGUACAAAGAAAAGGACACUAGUCUAAUGCCCGUGUCGGUGCCUACCGCCUGGAAAAUCGGAGGAUCGCCUGGUUAUAAGAAGAACAUUGAUGAAGAACUCAAAGUCCCAGUCAUGGAGAAGAGCAAGCGAGUGGAAGAAGCUGCCAGAGCGUUCUUAAAGGAGUAUCAUCAAAACCAGAGGAAAAGCGAUUUGAUUUUGAGUGAUUUUCCCCUCAGGACAGAUGUAGUUGAGGAAGACGAUGAGGAUGAAGACGACGGCGACGGCGACGCAGCAAGCUAUGCAAGUUCGGAUCUUUUCGAGCUUGAUCACUUGGCGGUCAUGGGAGACGCUAGGUACAGUGAGGAGCUUCCGGUGUAUGAGACUACUCAUGUUAGUACAAAUCGCGCCAUUGCUAAUGGCCUCGUAAUGUAGUUCGGUUCAGUAGAGGCAUAUUAUAAACUAUACACGACCAAUUUAAAUUU
This is a messenger RNA of Prosopis cineraria, 1658 nucleotides long. Its product is annotated as protein BIG GRAIN 1-like A. The record is from RefSeq and is a predicted model, not a curated record. Gene Ontology annotation, biological process: auxin-activated signaling pathway. The coding region runs from base 265 to 1608 and encodes 447 amino acids. The transcript has a single exon. Lineage: Eukaryota; Viridiplantae; Streptophyta; Magnoliopsida; Fabales; Fabaceae.